Erinaceus europaeus (western European hedgehog) is the source of this 6699-nucleotide messenger RNA. RefSeq names its product PP2A Aalpha (PPP2R1A) and B55A (PPP2R2A) interacting phosphatase regulator 1 (gene PABIR1). NCBI's taxonomy places the organism in Eukaryota, Metazoa, Chordata, Mammalia, Eulipotyphla, Erinaceidae. The transcript has a single exon. Gene Ontology annotation, molecular function: protein serine/threonine phosphatase inhibitor activity. The coding region runs from base 122 to 1024 and encodes 300 amino acids. The record is from RefSeq and is a predicted model, not a curated record. Gene Ontology annotation, cellular component: cytoplasm; nucleus. Gene Ontology annotation, biological process: mitotic G2/M transition checkpoint.
GCGCACCAGGAAUAACCCGCUGACAGAUUCUCGGUGGCGGCGGCGGCGGCGGCCCGGGGCUGCAAGGAAUGGGCGUCCUAGGUCUCUGAUCGAGCACCGCCCCCACUUCCCUGCCCCCGACAUGGCUCAGGAGAAGAUGGAGCUAGACCUGGAGCUGCCCCCGGGUGCGGCCGCGAGUCCCGCGGAGGCUGGCAGGGGCAGCGGCGGCGGCGGCAGCGGCGGCGGCGGCGGCGGCGGGGGCCUCCGGAGGUCUAACAGCGCCCCUCUGAUCCACGGGCUGAGUGACACCUCGCCGGUGUUCCAGGCCGAGGCGCCGAGCGCCAGGCGCAACAGCACCACGUUCCCGAGCCGCCACGGCCUGCUGCUGCCCGCCUCGCCGGUCCGCAUGCACAGCAGCCGCCUGCACCAGAUCAAGCAGGAGGAGGGCAUGGACCUCAUCAACCGGGAGACGGUGCACGAGCGUGAGGUGCAGACGGCCAUGCAGAUCAGCCACUCGUGGGAGGAGAGCUUCAGCCUGAGCGACCACGACGCCGCCGCCGACAAGUCGGCCGCCGCCUCCCCGAAGCGCAUCGACUUCAUCCCGGUGUCCCCGGCGCCGUCGCCCACCCGCGGCAUCGGGAAGCAGUGCUUCUCGCCGUCCCUGCAAAGUUUUGUGAGUAGCAACGGAUUGCCCCCGAGUCCCAUCCCCAGCCCGACCACCCGGUUCUCCACCCGGAGGAGCCAGAGUCCCAUCAACUGCAUCAGACCCAGCGUGCUUGGACCAUUGAAAAGAAAAUGUGACAUGGAGACUGAGUAUCAGCCAAAGAGGUUCUUCCAGGGCAUCACCAACAUGCUGUCCCCCGACGUCGCACAGCUGUCAGACCCCGGGGUCUGCGGGUCUUCCGACACCCUCGACGGAAACAGCAGCAGCGCGGGGUCAUCUUGUAACUCCCCCGCCAAAGUCAGCACUACCACCGGCUCUCCUGUGUCACCCGUCCAAGCCACCUCUCCUUUUAUCCCAGUCGAUGAACUUUCAUCCAAGUGAUACUCCCUCCCCUUCCCUCCUGAGACUUGUUGUUUGUUUGUUUGUUUGUUUUUACAGGGGAGAGAGAGAAUCAAGUUGGUGCAAGCACUGAACCGUGUCAAUUCAUUUGAGGCUAUUUUCUAUUAGACCCUUCUCAUAUAUACAUUUUUUGGCAUUUCCUGAAAUGUUAUUUUAGAGAACUUUUUAUGUCAGAUUUCUGCGGAUGCCCUGGAAUUCAGCGUAGUAAUCCUUCCAGGUCUUUGCCCAAUAAGUGUGUUGAAGCAUACAUCUUUAAGCUGCUAAUAUGUCUAAAUACAUAUGUUAUCCCUUGAUUUUUUUUUUUAAAUAACUGAGAGCUCUAUUUAUUUAUGGGAUUAUUAAGUUCUGAUGCAAAUAUAAGUAUUGAAUUAAUCGGCAUAGUAAGUGGAUGUUUUAAAAUUCCGUAUUUCAUGCCCACACUAGUUUUUACGUUAUUACAGUGACUGGUAAUUUCUAUUUGAUAAUAGAACAAUAACUUAGCUAUUUACCGCUAGUUUUGAAAUAUGGGACUUAUAACACAGCAAUCUAGUGGUUGUCUUUUUUUUUUUAACCCAGGAGUCCUCGGAUAUUUAGUUUUCUGAGUACACAACUGGAAGGGAGGGGGGAUGAUGAAAGAAAAAAAUAAAGUUUUCACCAAAUCUUUUAACAUUAAAUAUACAAAAGUAAAAGUAUUUAAGAAAAGCAUUUUCUAGUGAAAUUUUAAUAAUUCUAAAGAGUCAAGUGUUACAUUUUUUUUUUAACCAGAAAGUGCAUUCAUUCUCUUGUGUAUGAUCCUGAACUGAAAUGAACAGUGCCUUGCAGUCUUUGCCUACUAUAGAUAAGCUAAGGCCUGAUUCUUUGCAGUACUGCAAACUUAAAAUCUUUCAGAUGUGUGGGAAGCCCUUUUAAACUUAGCUGAGCUCUUACAGGCAGCUCUAACUCAACUCAAUCAUUGAUAUGAUUUAAAUAUCCAGCUGUGCCUCCAUCAAUGAAAUUCUCUGCCAAUGAGAAGCCAGAGCAACUUUUGGCUGCUUUGUCCAUUUGUCACCUUCCUGGUUUUCCCUGACUUGAGGAGGAAGCAGCUGUUUCCUUGCCAAAAGGUCUGUCUUCUCCACUUCCCACCAAAGUAGGGACUCAUCUGUUAGGGUAGAGGUACAGUGAAACUCAGAUUUCUGGCAGUGAAGAGCAACAGGACUGGAAUUUUCAGGACCUCUGGGGUUAAAGGUAUACCUUGCCUUUGGGGAUGUUAGUUCAGGGUCUGUGACUUGGAAAACAAAAGUCAGUGGAGAGUCGAUUAGGUGAAGAAUCAUUUAACCUAGGUUUUGUUAAAAGAUAGAGUUGUGAAAUACUUUCCUUUGCCUUUUACAAUGAAAACACACUAACAAGUUCUUCAAUAGUAUACUUUAUUACACGUUCUGUAUCUUCCUUAACCAGACAGGCAGAAAUGAAGAAAAGUAGAUGGAGAGGGGGGGGCUCAAAAAGAAAAAAAGAUGAGAACUAUUUUUUUUUAAAGUUAUUGCCUACAGGGACUAUUAAUUGUGUGGACUUUUUACAACAAUGAGAAUAAAUGGAACUUGUCAACUUUUGACAGUUGCCUCAAGAAUGCAGUGAAAUUACUUUGAGGGUAAGAAUGUUUCCACAGGUAUCAAUUCUCUGUUCUGGGUAAUAUGUUCAUGUUGUCCUUAUCUUAUUCCUUAAACUGAAACCUGCAUAUCCUAUUUUCUCACCUUUCCCUGCUUCCAGAAGGAUGUUGACCUCAGUAUCUUUAAAACCAGUUCCUACCUAUAAUGAUGUAGAUUACGACUACCAUUAUCUCAUUUCUUAAACAAGAACCCCUGGGAAGCAUCUUAAGUCACCAAAUCUUACCAAUAAAAAAAGAUUCUUUCUCCUUUUUUCUAUCUCUGUUGGUUCUAAUUUAGCUUGAAUUGUGGUUUAGGUGAUACCCCAACCAAUUUACUCAUCUCCUUUUUGAUCCAGACUUCACACUGCCUCUAAAUUGGCUUUCUAAAACCACAGGCCUGGUUUUUUUUCUCCUUCUGAGUCAAAACUCUCUAUAUGCCCCCAUUUCAACAGUUUAGGGGUGUGUUCUUUAAUCUGACAUGUAUUAAGAUCUUUUAUUAGGGCUGAGGAGAUAAUAGUUAUGCAAGACUGUUUAUGCUCUGAGGUCCCAGGUUCAAUCUUCAGCACCACCAUGAGCCAAUAAACAGUGCCCUGGUUAAAAAUAAUAAUAGUAAUUAAAAACAUUUGGGGGCCGGGUGGUGACGCACCUGGUUGAGUGCACAUGUUAAUAAUGGGCAAGGACCCAGGUUCGAGCCCUGGGUCCCCACCUGUAGGGGGAAAGCUUUGCAAGUGGUGAAGCAGGGGCUGCAGGUGUCUCUGUCUGUCUGUAUCUCUAUCUCCCCCUUCCCUCUCAAUUUCUGGCUGUCUCUAGCCAAUAAAUAAAUAAUAAAAAAUUCUUUAUGAAUGAACUACGCUCCAAAACUAUGCCUUAAUUCCUUGUUUAUCCCAUCCUCAUACACAUCCUUUCUUCUUACUUUGCAAAAGAAAAAAAUAUAUAUAUAUAGAUUACUUGAUAUUCUUUAAGUGUGUCCUGUCCUUUCCUGUGUUUGCAGCUUUGAAUAGGUUGUUCCUGCCCCCUAAAGCAGUUGUUUUGACUAGGCAAAUGCUUUGUUCCUUUUUAUUGCACAAGCAUCUCACUAUGAAAUAAUGUGUCACUGCUAAUUAUAAAAAUAUUUAAAUGAUACAGUUGCCUAUAUAUUUAAACUGUGCUGUGUAAAAUUCAUUUUUCCUUCUAUAGGUAAUUCUCACUAAUUUCUAUAAGUUGUGUUAACUCGCAUUUCUCAUGUAUGUAUUGUGCAUAUAUAUAUAUAUAUACAUAUUUAUAUACACACACUUUAGCAGGAAGCUAGUAUGUCAUUGAUAUCUCGUCCUCUCUUUUAACCAUAUCUGAGCAUUCCUCGAGUCUUUCUGAUUUUCUGGAUCUGUUUUCUUGCUUUCAUUUUUGCUCUCACCCUCCUCAUCCAGGCUGCCAUCAUUUCCCCUUGGGGCUUCCAAAGCAGCCUCUGCAUUUCCUCCAUUGUCCCUGUUACACACUCUUGUCAACUGCCUGUCCCUUCUCUGUAUAGUAACCUGUAUAAUCCUUUUUAAAUGGCUGAUUUGAUUCUUUCAUCUAUCAACAUCAGUUGUCUGAUUGCUUUCCUUAUAGGACCUCAAAGGGAUAGUUCUGGCCACGGUGGCCUUUGCCUUUCCUCCUACUUGUGUUGUGUGAUCCACUCUAGUGUCUUGCUUUCCUCUCCUUGACUACAUUCUGUUCUUUCCUGUUUUAGUUCUUUGCUAGAUCCAUUUCCCAGAAAGUUUAGAGAAACUUCCAUUUCUGUAAGUAUAUUUCUCUAUAUAGGUGAUAGCUGUUAAAUCAGAGGAGGCACUGAGUGUGUAGACACUUCACAUUUCACUCUUGUUUACAAUUCAGCCAAUAUCCCAUAGAAUGUAAAAGCCUAGAUUGUGGAAGAAAAACACAGUUUGAAAGUAUUGCUAAUCUAUACACUUGGUGGUAGAAAUCUUAAGCACAUGUCAGCGUUGUUUAAAGUCAAGUUUGUCAUUUAACAAACCUGUGGUCUAUUUUUCUUAUGUUUGUUUUAAAACAAUAUAAAUGAAAAAAUUAAUGGUCACCAGUUCUAACUGCUAGUUGUUAGAACCCCUAAGCAUAUUUAAACGGUUGGUUGUAAUCAAGACUAAUGUGUGUCAGGUUGCCUUCGAGGACUCAUAUUUAUUAGUUUAUCCUACCGCACUCAUAUUUGGCAGUUAAAUGGGAAAAGGGCUAGGAGGGAAGCAAGGCUGAGGAUUUAUUUUUCCUCCUUAUGGGCAUGUUUCUCAAUGAAUAGUAAAAGUUUGAAGACCCAAGAGAGGUGUGGGAGAUGAGAACAACUACCAGAAUAAGAAAUCAAAGGAGAUGAUGUAACAUAUAUUCCCUGGGUAACACCCAAAAAGAAAGAGUUGGUUUUGGAAAGGAGAUCUGGAUGCAUUUGUUUCUUUUGAAACAGGAAGGAAAGUGAGCAGGUGAGGCAAAAAAAAAAAAAAAAAAAGAUAUUUAGUUGAUUUGUUGUAAGGUGGAUGAGAAGAAAAGAAUUUAUAUUGAAGGAAGAAAAAAACUUUUUCAGUGAUUGAGUCUGAUGUUGGGGACUGGGCGAGAGUAGUACUGGGAGCUUGGGUGAAAUAAAGAUUUAGUGUUAACUUUCGCAGUGUUGCCUGUGAGAAAGUGACUUUAAGGUGAGUACAAAGCUUGAUAGAAUGUCUGGUUGCAGCUGGGUGGCAGGUAUAAAAAGACUGGAUUGACUUAUGUUUGUAGAUUGGCCAAGCAGCUACUAGGCCAAGUUCUGUGCUCAGAAGAGCAACUAGGGGCUUUUCUGAAAGUGUAGUUGGAUGGUUAGCUAAGGUCUUAGAGAUGCUGAGGAAAUGUCUGUGGUGAGGACACAGAAUCUAUUUUCACCAUCAAACUCUUGCAAUUUUCUCAUGUUUUCAUGGCUACUUUUGUUUAGCUUGAGAAUCAGUUCCAACUCAGUCUUGAGUUCCAUUAUCUGGUGCUCUUGGUGGUGCUGAACAAAUGUAUUAAACUAUCAUCUGAGGCAAGUGCUGUUAUUACUCUCAUUUUAGAAAUAAGGGGAAGGAAAGACAGAGAGGUGAGAUAGCUUGCUCAGGAUUCCACAGUAGGGAAGUGGGCAGAUUACUGUGGUAGUUAAACACACAGACUGAGGAACCACAUGGCUGUAGAUAGGAUUAAAUGAGUCAACAUAGGAGGAAUUCUUUCAACAGUGUUUGGCGAUUUCUAUACAAGUGUCAGCUGUCAUUAUUGUCCUGGUGGUGGUUCUCAUUACUGUCAUCCAGUUCGGAUUUGGUAAGAAAUAUUUAAUUUGUCUUCCUUGACUAAUGACAUUCAUAGCUUCAUAUGAAGUAGCAGUACUUCAAGACCUAUCAUUUUAUUUUAUUUUAUUUUAUUUUAUAUUUUAUACCAGAGUAUUGCUCAGCUCUGCCUUAUGGUGGUGUGGGACAUUGAACUUGGAGUCUUUUUCUGUAACUAUUAUGCUGUCUUCCCCAUCUUUGUUAUAAAGUAGCUAUUUCCAAUGUUACAGACUGUAAGACCAAAGAGACUUAACUAACUUCCAUUUAAUUUCAGUACAGAACCCUGGAAAAAUGCAGAGCAGGCCUUCUCUCUUUUAACUAAGAUAAGCAUCCCUUCAAAAAUCAGAAACACUGAUGUCUCUGGGAUUGCCUCUUUUUGUCUUUGAGAAAUCUUGAGCAGACUGGCCUUUUCCCUUUCAAUCAUACUGCUCUGUAAAAUAGGACUAUUAUUGCUUAGCAGCCAGACUGCCUGUCCAGUAGAAAGGCUCGAGAUGGCCUAGUCAGAUGAGUCAUUGCUAAUCAUCCUCUUCCUCAUAAUUAACUCAUGUUUAUUGAGCAUUUGACAUGAUUCUAGACACUCUUAGUGCUUUGCCUGUGUGAACCCCUUUGAUCCUCAGGACACUCCUACAAGAUGGAUGCUGUGAUUAUUCCCAUUGAACAGAUGAGGAAACUAAGGACCUCUUAAGCUCCUACUACUCUUGAUUUUUCCCCCCAUUUACAUUUAGGUCACUUUUCUGUUUUUAUUCUGUUCUAUAUUGAAAUAAAGCCUCUUUACCAGUUUG